Octodon degus (degu) is the source of this 1221-nucleotide messenger RNA. Its product is annotated as arylacetamide deacetylase-like 4. The record is from RefSeq and is a predicted model, not a curated record. The coding region runs from base 1 to 1221 and encodes 406 amino acids. Lineage: Eukaryota; Metazoa; Chordata; Mammalia; Rodentia; Octodontidae. Gene Ontology annotation, molecular function: hydrolase activity. The transcript is spliced from 4 exons.
AUGGCUGUACUGUGGCUGGUGCUGCCCCUGAGCCUGCUCAUUUUUUUCCUGGGAGUCUUUGUGUGGGCCGUCUUGAAGCAUUUCCUCACCACAGAUGUCCCCUCUACUUUGAAACAUCCCAUAAAGUUAAGAAUUCUGCAUUGUGCAUUUCUAUAUGUGACCACUUUGGGGGACAUACUAGAGAAGCUGGGAAUUUGUUCAAUGCCCCGCUUUGUCCGCUUUCUACACGACAGAUUGAUCAUAAUCAAGAAGGACCCUAAAAUACUGGUGACCAACCUAUACUUUGGGACAAUCCCUGUGAGGCUGUUCCAACCCAGUGCAGCAUCCUGUAGCCCCCGGCGAGGUGUCAUCUUCUACCAUGGAGGGGGCGUGAUGUUCGGCAGCCUGGAUUCUUACCACAGCCUGUGCAGUUACCUGGCCCGGGAGACAGACUCUGUGGUCUUGUGUGUGGGGUACCGCAAGCUUCCUGACUACCAUUACCCUAUCAGUUAUGAGGACUGCCUCAAUGCCACAAUCCACUUUCUGAAGGGCCCAGAAGCCUAUGGGGUUGACCCCUUACGGGUGGUAAUCUGUGGGGAAAGUGUUGGUGCUGCAUUUGUGGCUAUGGCUACCCAGAACUUGGUGGGCAGGACUGAUCUUCCCAGGAUUCGAGCUCAGAUUCUUAUUUGUUCACCUGUGCAGAUAAUCAAUCUGCAGUUACCAUCCUUUCAACAAUACAAAAAUGUCCCAUUCCUCACUGAAGAAAUGACGAUGAAUUUUGUCUGUAAAUGCAUGGCCAUUGAUGUCUCUUGGAAAGAUGCCAUACUGAAUGGAUCCUGUAUUCCUCCAGAUUUCUGGAGGAAGCACAGAAAAUGGCUCAGUUCUGAUAACAUUCCAGACAGGCUCAAAAAGGAAUAUCAAGAACCUCAGGUUCUUGAGGCGUUCAAUGAGUCUGCUUAUCUGGAAAAUAAACAGAUAUUUGAUUUAACACCUAUCCUUGCAGAUGAUGAGAUAAUCUCUCAGCUUCCCGAGGCCUUCCUGGUGAGCUGUGAGUAUGACCUGCUCCGUGAUCACAGCUUGCUUUACAAGAAGCGCUUAGAAGAGCAUGGGGUCCCUGUGAGCUGGUACCACAUAGAGGAUGGUUUUCAUGGAUGUAUCAUUUUAUUUGACAAGAAGCCUUUCCAUUUUCCAUGCUCCCAGAACAUUAUGAAUGCCGUGGUCAGUUACAUAAAGAGUCUAUGA